Molecule: messenger RNA, 1935 nt
Organism: Penicillium cataractarum
Lineage: Eukaryota; Fungi; Ascomycota; Eurotiomycetes; Eurotiales; Aspergillaceae
Product: putative bZIP transcription factor
Exons: 2
Coding region: 1-1935 (644 amino acids)
Biological process (GO): regulation of DNA-templated transcription
Molecular function (GO): DNA-binding transcription factor activity
Source: RefSeq, a predicted model, not a curated record
AUGGCUCGAUACGCGCAAUACGAUUUCUACCAACAAUCCCCAUCUACACUAGACGUGCCUCCCUCCGAAGAAGAUGAAAUGAGUGUCCUCGACGAUAAAAUCCUCGACUCAACCUCCCCAGGUCUUUCCGACCCCCGCCGCCCCUCCUACGACACAGACCCAGCCGCCUUCUCACAUCGCAACUCCGUCUGGUCCAACUACUCCCAUGCCAGUUCUGACCAGGCCCAGUCUCAGUCCCGAUCAUCUCAUCUCCCCCACUCCGUUCUCGACUCAACGGGCGCCCAGUUCAUGACUGUCGACGGUCCCCAGCCCUACGCCCAGCCCCAGCCCUCAUCCUGGGCCCUCUCCCGCGACCCUUCCGGCUCAUGCACCCCAACCGCCUACGACCAGUACCCCUCCGAGGCAGAGCAAACUACUACCUCGGGUGCGUUCUCUGGUGGUGCCGUCGGUCCCAUGGGUGCGAUCCCGAUGGGCGCGGUGUCGUAUCGUGGCGCCGUGAAUUUUGCCGCGCCGCCUGGAACGGGCGGGGUUGCCAUGUCCCCGCAAUCGAGUCAGGGCUGGAUGCCGGCACCUAUGGAUUUGGCGGAUGCCGCCGCCGCGGCCAAGAGCAGUUCGUAUCGGAAUGGGUCGCCGUUGACGCUGCGCAGGGAUGGGAUCCGCAAGAAAAAUGCGAGAUUUGAGAUUCCCGCCGAGCGCACGUUGAGUAAUAUCGACCAGUUGAUUAGCCAGUCGAGCAAUGAGGAGGAGGUGAAGGAGUUGAAGCAGCAGAAGCGACUGUUGAGGAAUCGACAGGCAGCUCUUGACUCGCGCCAACGCAAAAAACUGCAUACGGAGAAACUCGAAGAGGAGAAAAAACACUAUACCCAUACCAUCACUCAACUCGAGGAUAUAGUCUCCAGCCUGCAGAAGCGGGAAGCCGAGUUGAUGCGCGAGAAGAGCGAGUGGAUCGCUCAGCAUCAACAGAUCACCGCCUAUCUGGAGAGAAUGCACUUGGAGAAAGAUGAGAUCAUCCGCGCGCACACCCUGGAGACGGCCGAACUGCGCAAGAAGAAUAACAUCUUGCUGGAGACGGUCGAGAAACUCGAGCACGGCGUCAAGCCCACCAUGGCCGAUCAAGCUCAAGCCCAUGCCCACGUGCAGGCUACCGAUUUCACCGGCUUUGAAAACCUGUCCAUGGAUACUACGCCUUGGGAUGAGUUCAACAUAGCAAAUGGUCUUCCCAUGCCGGAUACCGUCCCUGCUUCUCACGGUCAUGCCCAUGCCCACGCCCAUGCCCAGCAGCAGUCGCAGUCGCAGCCUCUCCAGGUUACCGAGCGUCAAGCGGACAAGCCCGCCUCAGACUACCCCUUCAGCUGGAAUGCCUUCUACAUGUGCCUCCUCUUCGGCGCCUUCAUCGCCUCCAACGCCAACACAAACUUGGCCGGCCGCUCCCUCCCCCAGCUCUCGGAAGAGUACCGCGCCGAGUCUGCCAACGUCCUCAAAGCAGUCCUCGCUUCCUCUCCACCAGACCUCACCCACCCCGCCGCCCUCGCAGUCUCCGCAUCCGCACCUCAGCCGUCCAUCACCAUGGACAUGACCCAUAUGGGUCCCUCGCACGCCCGUCCCUCCACGCUGGACGAGUUACAUGACACACUCGUCCUGCCGAGCGAGGAACAGGAGCGGGCGCAGGUGUUCGCCCUCAAUGCGGAUCAGUAUAACUCGCUGACCACCUUUGAGGACGACGGUGCGCCGUUCAAGCCGCAGCCGUCGAAUUUGCAGGCUGCGUUGGCGGCUAUGCGGAAUAAUGCGGCGCAGCACCGUGUGCAUGCUGGCGAGGACGUGUACUCGCGUAGCUUGAUGUGGGAGCGCGUGCCCGAGAAGGUGAUUCGUGAUUUCCGGCGUAUGGUGCAGGAGUAUGGUGGUGGUCCUGUCAAGGAGGAGAUGAUGACUUUUUAA